AUGGCUGGUUUGUUGAAGAAGACAACAGGUUUGACAGGAUUGGCUGUAGCUAAGGACCCCCACAAAUCUUUAGUCAUUUUGUAUGAUAAACUGCUGGCUGUCUUGCAAAAGAUGCCUGCAUCUGCUGGGUAUAGACAAAAAACUCAGAUUAUAAUUCAGGAUCGUUUAGCAGCAGUGCACUCAGAACCAAAUAUUGCAAAACUAGAGGCUAAAAUCAAUGGAGGAAUGGCUGAAGAGCUGAUUGUUCAGGCAGAAAAAGAGUUGACACUGGCUAGGAAAAUGUUGGAGUGGAAGCCAUGGGAGGGACCUGUCAAAGAACCCCCACAUAAUCAAUGGAAAUGGCCAAUUUAA
Messenger RNA from Helobdella robusta, 351 nucleotides. RefSeq lists its product as hypothetical. The record is from RefSeq and is a predicted model, not a curated record. Bases 1 to 351 code for a protein of 116 amino acids. Lineage: Eukaryota; Metazoa; Annelida; Clitellata; Rhynchobdellida; Glossiphoniidae. The transcript is spliced from 2 exons. Gene Ontology annotation, biological process: respiratory electron transport chain.